UGAGUGUGCUUGUGCGACCUGCGUGCACGCUUGGCGUUGUGACGUGUGUGUGUGCGCGUGUCUUAAGUGCGCCGGGCUUUCUAGGAGGGGCGCGGUUGUAGGAGAACCAGGCAGGGUGUCUGAUGUGAAUGAGUUGCUCUGGCCGAAUAGUCCCCGUGAUUAUUCUGAGCACUCACAUUUUGUUAGCUGCUCUUGUAUUUGUUGUGUAUGUAAUAACGUGAGGCUGGAGCUUUGACAAUUCUCUAGGGCUUUCAUUGCUUGGUUAACUCAUUUGUGCAAUGGAGGAGGGGAGAGGCUGUACUAGCUAGCCACCAAGGCCCUUUCCCCGCUCUAACAUUCCCCAGGCCCCCAGUUAUUAUUUAUUAUGUAUUCAUUUGUUAUUUGUUAUGUAAAAGCAUGACAGUAUCCUGAAGCCAUCGAAGGCUGUGUGACGGUGGAAGGUCUGGGACAAAUUUAAGAAGAGCGAGCUCUCUCUCCUCCACUAAGAGCAGAAAAUGAACAGAUCCCAGGAACAAGUGUCAUUCAAAGAUGUAUGUGUGGACUUCACUCAGGAAGAGUGGUAUCUGCUGGAUCCUGCUCAGAAGAUACUAUACAGAGAUGUGAUUCUAGAAAAUUACAGCCAUUUUGUCUCAGUUGGAUAUUGCAUUACUAAGCCAGAAGUGGUCUUCAAGAUAGAGCAAGGAGAAGAGCCCUGGAUAUUAGAGGCAGGAUUCCCAAGCCACUGCCACCAAGAAGACUGGAAAGUUGAUGACCUGAUAGAGAGCAGCCAGGACAAUGAAGAUGAUCAUUUUUGGCAACUGGCUUUCACUACCAACAAAACAUUAAAUAUAGAUAGUUGUGAUAGAGUAAGAAAAGCUUUCAAUCUGGGCACAGAUUCUAUUCCUUCAAGAAAUUUUCCAUAUAAGAUAUGUGACUCAUGUGAAAUGAGUUUGAAAAAUAUUUCAGGCUUAAUUAUUAGUAGAAAGAGCUAUUCUGGAAAGAAGCCUGAUGAGCUUAAUGUAUAUGAGAAAUUGCUCCUUGAUAUUAAGCAUGAGAAAACUCCUCCUGGAGGGAAGUCUUACAGAUAUAAUCAAAAAAGGAAUGUGCUCAAUCAUAGCCACAAUCUCAGUCAGCCAAUUUUUGAUGAGCCUUCUGAGUAUAAUGAAAAUGGACAAGCCUUCCAUGAAGAAGCAGCCUUUUUCACAAACAAGAAAAUACAGAUAGGAGAGACACUCUGUAAAUAUAAUGCAUGUGGAAGAACCUUCAUCCACAGUUUAGAGCUCAGUUUAUCUCAGAGAACUCAUUUGGAGAUGGAGCCAUAUGAAUGCAGUAUUUGUGGGAAGUCCUUCUAUACAGAUUUAACACUGGGACAUCAGAGAACUCUUACAGGACAGGCUCCUUAUGAAUACAAUGAAUAUGGGCAAACCUUCUAUGAUAACUCAACUUUCAUUAUCCAUCAGGGAGCCUAUGCAAGAAAGAUCCCCCAUGAAUAUAAAGUAGGUCCUAAAACCUGGGAAAAGUCAACCCUCUUUAAACAUCAAAUAGUACACAUGGGCAAAAAACCUUAUGAGCACAAUGAAAAUGGAAAUAACUUCAACAAGAAAUCACAUCUCACCCAACUUCGAAGAGGUCAUUCAGGAGAAAAAACCUUUGAAUGUGGUGAAUGUGGGAAGACAUUCUGGGAGAAGUCAAACCUCACUCAACAUCAAAGAACACACACAGGAGAGAAGCCCUAUGAAUGUACCGAGUGUGGGAAAUCCUUUUGUCAGAAACCACACCUUACCAACCAUCAGCGAACACAUACAGGAGAAAAACCCUAUGAAUGUAAGCAAUGUGGAAAAACAUUCUGUGUGAAGUCAAACCUCACAGAACAUCAGAGAACACACACAGGGGAGAAACCAUAUGAAUGUAAUACAUGUGGGAAAUCCUUCUGCCACAGGUCAGCCCUAACUGUCCAUCAGAGAACACACACAGGAGAGAAACCCUUCAUGUGUAGUGAAUGUGGGAAGUCCUUCUGUGUGAAAUCAAACCUCAUUGUACAUCAAAGAACUCACACAGGGGAGAAACCCUAUAAAUGUAAUGAGUGUGGGAAAACCUUCUGUGAAAAAUCAGCUCUCACUAAACAUCAGAGAACUCACACAGGGGAGAAGCCCUAUGAGUGUGAUGGAUGUGGGAAAACCUUCAGUCAGAGGUCAGUACUCACAAAACAUCAGAGAAUUCACACAAGGGUGAAAGCUCUUUCAACAUCCUGAUGUCCAGAAGCCUUCACCUGCUCUUUCAAGUUAUUAUACCAUUUUAAAAAAAUGAGAUGAAGCCCAAAGAAUGCCUCACAUUACUAGAAAGCAAUGUCUUAUCAUACUUCAAAUAAUACUAGCAUAAAACCAUACUGAAAUUUUGAAUAUGUGAAAGCUCUGAAGAAAAACUGAAACUUUUAAUCAGAAAAUUUAUAUUGAGAGGAAAUUUCUUCACUUAAGAAAUGUGGUAGAACUCUGUCUAGAAUUUAUGUUGUGUCAUGUUCCAAAUGUGAUACCAAAUUUUAUUGUAAAUAUAGUGGAUGGUAUUCAUUCAUACCCAUAUUCAAGUGGAAUUUGAAGUUUAAAAAAGGUUGAAUCACAGAAACAUUAAACAAUUAUGAAGAGUCCCUGAUGUUUGCAGACCUGAUGUGGGUAUAGUAAUAUAGCAGAAAUUAGAUGUAUGCUUGAUUUGCAUAUUGGAGUCCAACAUACUUAUGAAGAGAAAAUAUCUUUUAAUUAAAGAACUAUUAUAGUCUAUAUUAGUAUCUUCCACACUAAAUACCACCAGUGUCUUUAUAAGUUGCCAUAAUUAUAUAUGUAUAUAUAAUGUAUAUGUAAAUAUAUUUAUACACGCAUACUCAACACGUAUGUAGUGGUGUGUUAAGAGUAAGCUCACACUGGCUUGAAACUGCCAAUGGUUAAAUUUUCAGGAAUUUUGUGAGCCAGUACUUAAACAGUCAUUAUUUAAAAAUUAAAUUAUAUUAAAAACAAAGGUAAUAAAUUAUCAGCACUCAUCAAUUCCUAAUUUUGUUACAUUUUGUAACAUUUUGUUCUUUGUUCUUUAGGUCACUUUUAUUACUGAGUCAUAUGGUAAAAAUACCAUCUAAUGUGCUACUGCCCAUCUCUUCCCACCUCUGCACUCAGUGCCGUCCUGUGGGUAGCUUGCUGUAGUGGGAGUGUUUACACCCUGGAAAUUGGCAAACUGUACAAACUGGGGUUCUUAUUUUCUCAGAGAACCUGUUGUCAAAUAUUUACCAGCACACCACUGUGUAUAUAUGAAAAUACAUCUGAACAAUUUGAAGUACAGACCAUGUACACCCUCUCUCAUAUCCUGACAUAAAUAAAUGGCUAUGGCCAUUAUUGUUGAACUGCCUCUUCAGUAAAGAACCCCAAAUUUGUUUUUGUGAGGUUUUUAAACUACCUCUGCAUCAGUCUUAAUUGUAAAUACUACCUAAGUCUCUUUAUAGUUUGGCCAGUAUAUGUUAUUUUACGACAUCACCAACCAUCCAUCUGACGUUGCCGGCAAAUAAGAGUUAGUAUACGGCCAUCGUUACUGAUCUACUACUAUAUUACUUCCCAAAGAAGCCAAAUAAUAUUUUUCUGAGGUUUUUCAGUUGCCUCUGGGUCAGUCUAUGAUGUUGUAAGUACUGUUAGUAACAGUGGGAUUUACAUGAAUUUUGCAAAGGUUAACAUCAUUUAUGAACAGGAACACUCAGUUCACUCCACAAGUAAAAAUAUGUACUCGAAUGCCACUUUCCUACUCUUGGUGUUUCAUUACUGUAUCUAUUUAGGCAUGAUCUCUUGUAUGUGACCCAGGAACUAUGUAUUUGUAUUUAAAAUAAUAGGGUGCCAUGCUCUGUCCCUGCCUCCUUUGUCCUGUUUUCCCACACCUCCUUGGAACACACUGAUCAGUUCCAAGAGACACUGCCCACCCACCAGCCUUCUGCUUAUUUGCUGGGCUGUUUUGUUUCUCUUUCCAUUCUUACCCCACAUGAUUUAGGAGUAAAUCCAGAUUAACCUGAGUUAAUCAUGGAGAUGCUGUUCUAAUGAUUUUGUUGAGAUGUUUGGAAAAUAUUCUGUGGUACUUCUGGGAGAGAUCUCUGUGAUAAACUAUUGUGACAUGAGAAGACAAAAGAAGAGAUUGUCUCUCUUACACUGGACUUUUUCAUGUUUGCAUAUCAUACCAAAUUAUAGCUUGUGGCCCUGAAGGGCAAUAGUCUGAAGAUACCACCAGACAAAAUGGAAAAAGCCUGGCUCAGAGGGGACCUGUCGUUGAGCUGCACAACUCCAUCCGGACCUGUACUCGGCUAGGACUUUCUAUUACCAUGGUAAUAAUGAUUGCUUAUUUAUCCUUAGGGCUGUCUGUUAUUUCAGCUGAAGGCAUUCCAGCUGGUACAGACAAGUACUUCAUUCUAAAUGUUCAUGUUCUAUAUAGUGAUUUCGGGGAAGAAUGAUUUCUUUUGACAAGUUAACAUAAGAAUAGCUAUUUGUAUCAGCCCCACUUCUAAUGAAAAACAGAAAUCUACCCCAACCAAGAGGAUUGUGAUGGUAGAUGUAUUACAGUGGUGUGGGUCAGAAACAAGGGAUCCUGAAGCACCUAGAGACUAGCAUCACCCAGAAACUGUGAGCAUUCUAGGUCGUAAAGGGGCAAAGAUGGAAACUAGUGUCACCAGAGCCCAAUAAGAGCUGCUCUCAUGGAGGAGAGACCACCUCCUGGAAGAUAUUGUCCCUACAAGAAUCGUGGCACCGAAUUGCUUGUGCCUCCCUUUAGAGAACGCCACCAGAUGCGAUCUGCAGGUUAGCCCAGGUGGGCGCAGAGAAAGUGGAGAGGAGGACUGGGUGGAGCCAAUGGAUAAUAAGCAGCACAGUGUUUUUUUUUUUAAUUUUUGUAAAUUCCUAUGUAAAGUCCCAGUAUUAGAAAUAAACAUUCUACUAGUUGGAAGUAAAGUAUUUCUACUUCAUUGUGCUUUUGUGUCGUAAGUAAAUUCCUUUUGGAACUGAGCACUGUGCCAGGUAUGUCUUUGUUGACAUGCGUGAAGCAGACAUUAUGUUAAGUGACAUUAUUCAGAUAUCCCUCUGGUGUUUCCUGUUACACGUGUUGUGAGAUAAGUGGGUCUGUAUUUUUCCAAAUAAAUAGCCAGUUGUCCCUG
Messenger RNA from Mustela lutreola (European mink), 5143 nucleotides. It is a transcript of the gene ZNF248, whose product is annotated as zinc finger protein 248. The transcript is spliced from 5 exons. The record is from RefSeq and is a predicted model, not a curated record. Lineage: Eukaryota; Metazoa; Chordata; Mammalia; Carnivora; Mustelidae. The coding region runs from base 495 to 2231 and encodes 578 amino acids. Gene Ontology annotation, biological process: regulation of DNA-templated transcription.